AUGUGGCUUCCUGACACGGAGAAGUGUUUGGAUGCUGCUUGGGUGAGCGAGUGGAGGGAGGCACGACAAGAAUCUCAACUCGCGGCGGGUUUUGGUGAAGAAAGGAGAGGCAGGUGCUUUGACACGCAAUCCCAAUUCCGCGCCAGUGCGCCGCCAGUGCCCAAGCAGGACAGGCACACGCACAUGCGCAAGCCUAUCUCUAUCUAUGAAUCUCGAAACACGGUGCCAGACUCGACCAUCGUGUGUCCAGUACAGUAUCUCCCAGCUCCCACCGCCGCUCAACUCCACCUGCCACUCGAAAAUCAAGCUAUAGGCGCGGCGGUGGCGGCAUGCAUGAACCAUUCGUGCCCCAACCAACUCCCAUCGCUCUCUGCUGCUGCUUCCUGCCUCCGCGGCCACACACCUCUCUCGCCACCCGCUCCACCGCCAACGCUGCUCCAGACAGCGCCGUGGCACGGACAGGCGACAUCCAACAAACGUUUCGGCAGAAUUGCGACCAUCUGCAUCCCUGUCAGCCACUAA
Molecule: messenger RNA, 522 nt
Organism: Zasmidium cellare ATCC 36951
Lineage: Eukaryota; Fungi; Ascomycota; Dothideomycetes; Mycosphaerellales; Mycosphaerellaceae
Exons: 2
Coding region: 1-522 (173 amino acids)
Source: RefSeq, a predicted model, not a curated record